Xyrichtys novacula (pearly razorfish) is the source of this 2624-nucleotide messenger RNA. The record is from the annotation of a GenBank genome assembly. Lineage: Eukaryota; Metazoa; Chordata; Actinopteri; Labriformes; Labridae.
ACUCUUCGGGCUGAACGAGGGGUUUUCGCUGUUACCAAGUGCUGAGUGCUGCAACUGAAACUGGGAAAAAGACAUGGCGCCAGGCAAAAAGGUACAAUAAAAAUCCCUGCAAACUUCAACUGCAUGGAUUUUAUUCCUUCUCUGUGUAUAUUUUAUUACACUGCAGUGCAAUUACAUAUAGGUCAUAGUUGUCCUAAUGGUCGAUGGACUGUGAUGUUGUAAAGAAAAUGGUGUCAGUGCAGGUUUUAUGUUGUUUAUGAAAUAGCCAGGGUAAGGUGGUGACGACGAAAAUCUACUUUUCUAUCACCUUUGCACCUUUGUACCUGGAUUGCAGCUUCUUUCAUGUCAUUGCAAAUCAAGAAAUCGAAUAUUUAUUCAUUUUUAUGUUUAUUUUUGGCCUUUUAUACCUUUAUCAAAAGAAAAGGACAGUGGAUAAAGUGAAAAAACUGGCUGAGAGAGUGGAGAAUGAAUGCACUAAAGGGCCCAAGGUUGUAAUCAAACCCUGACUGCCUGCUGCUCAGACUAUGGCCUACUAUAUAUAAGUGCUGUGCCACUUCCCUAUGAAUUACCACCAUGAGUAUUUAUCGAAUCAUGAGCCACUGAGGGUAGAUGGUUCUGCACCAACAGGGUAUCCUUGAGCGUCUGAAUGCUGGGGAGGUGGUGAUUGGCGAUGGAGGCUUUGUAUUUGCCCUGGAGAAGAGAGGCUACGUGAAGGCCGGGCCCUGGACUCCUGAGGCUACCGUCACCCAUCCUGAGGCCGGUAAGACAAAUGUGAAGACAAUGAAAGCAGUUUACACACACAUAACCAAAAUAACUCACUUUGAAUGUAAAGAAUCUGCAUGUUUUCUUUAGUGCGUCAGCUGCAUAGGGAGUUCCUGAGAGCUGGUGCAAACGUCAUGCAGACCUUCACCUUCUACGCCAGUGACGACAAACUGGAGAACAGGGGUCAGAGCUUGAAACUCACUGUAAGUACCGAACUAUACUACGUCAACCUAACAUAAGCGAUCAGAAUUUUAAAUGAACUGUUUUUGAUAUCCAUCUUUCAGGGUGCUCAGAUCAACGAGGCCGCUUGCGACCUGGCAAGAGAAGUAGCCAGUGAGGGUGACGCUCUGGUCGCCGGUGGAGUGUCUCAGACUCCAUCCUACCUGAGCUGUAAGAGCGAGACAGAGGUGAAGGCCAUCUUUAAGAAACAGCUGGAUGUGUUCAUGAAGAAGAAUGUGGACUUCCUCAUCGCUGAGGUGGAUUUAUAUGUCAUCUUAUGUAGUGUAGUCAAAUAUACACAUAUAAACUCUUAAUAGUUACAGUAUUGUGUCUUUCUCUGCAGUACUAUGAGCAUGUGGAGGAGGCUGUGUGGGCUGUGGAGGUGUUGAAGACUAGCGGGAAGCCUGUGGCUGCUUGUUUGUGUAUCGGACCAGAGGGAGACAUGCACGGCGUCUCACCUGGAGAGUGUGCCGUCAGACUGGUGAAGGCUGGUGUGUGUUUAUAUUAGCCUGCACCACCUGAAGUUUGGUCUUGUUAUCUGCUACGACAAUAACAAUUCCUCCUCUGGUUUCCAGGUGCUCAGAUUGUGGGAGUAAACUGCCACUUUGACCCCAUGACCUGUGUGAAAGCCGUCCAAAUGAUGAAGGCAGGAGUGGAAAAGGCCGGACUGAAGGCUCACUACAUGGUGCAGCCCCUGGCUUUCCACACACCUGACUGCAACUGUCAGGGAUUCAUCGACCUGCCAGAGUUCCCCUUCGGUAAUACAUCUCACAAUAAUAUUAAACAUGAAGGGUGACAUAGGGGGCAGACUUUUACAGCUGUAUCCCACUUUUUGUGUGCCUCCAGCCCUUGAACCCAGGAUCCUCACCCGCUGGGACAUGCACAAGUACGCCAGAGAGGCAUACAAGUCUGGCAUCCGCUUCAUUGGUGGCUGCUGUGGGUUCGAGCCUUAUCACAUCAGGGCCAUUGCAGAGGAGCUGGCACAAGAGAGAGGGAUAAUGCCCCCAGGCUCAGACAAACAUGGAAUGUGGGGUUCUGGUCUGGAGAUGCACACUAAACCCUGGGUCAGAGCCAGGUAAAACAUCCAGAUAUUCAAAACGUUAAAUAGCUGCAACAUUGCAUCUCCUCCUCUUCACGCUGCAUGUGUCUUUAUUUCCUAGGGCCCGUCGUGAUUACUGGGAGAAUCUCAAACCUGCAUCUGGCCGUCCACUGUGCCCUACCAUGUCCACACCAGAGGGCUGGGGUGUGACAAAAGGCCACUCUGACCUGAUGCAGCACAAAGAGGCCACCAGCUCCAUGGAAAUGAAGCAUGUGCUGGAGAUGCAGAAGAAGGCCAAGUCCUCUUCCUGAGCGAGGCAGAGCAAGAAAAGCAAAGACACCCAUCACAUCCGCUGUCAACACUGGAGGGGAUGAGGGAGAAGGAGAGAAGUUUUCCCAGUUUGGUUCAGUAAUAAAAGCACUUGUAACAGCGAUGCUCCACAGGUGGAGAGCCAGAAAAACCCCAAGGGUAAUAAACCUGAGUUUGUUACUGAAUUUGAAGGCUGUGUUGUCAUUAUGUGCGAUUUACACCACCGCAACACCCACUAACACUUCUGCCAUUACUUAUCAAUGAUAUGAUCAGAUAAAAAAUCAUCACAAAUUUA